AUGCGCAACCUAGGCACAGCUCUAAUCGCCCUGGCCUCACUCCUCGCAACACCAGGGACAUGCGCAAACCAACCACCCGGCAAAAACGCAAUUCUCCUCUCCAACGUCCAAGCCUUAACUCUCCGCGCCAAUCGCGACACAACAUCCCGCCGCGUCUCCGCCGCCCCCCAACUAAAAUGCAUCGGCCACGAGAAGAUCUGCGCCCUCUACGAAAUCGAAACAAUGCGCUGCAAAAAUGAAGGCUACGACUACGACGAGGAAGAUAUCCAGUGGACCUGCACGGCGCCCCUUCCGUCGGAAUUCAAGCUCGGCUCCACGGACGUUAUUUGCGAGGGGUAUCGGAAUUCCGACGAUCCGUGGGUGUUGAAGGGGAGCUGUGGUGUUGAGUAUCGAAUGCUUUUGACAGAUGAGGGGGAGGAGAGAUUUGGGAAGGAGGUUUAUCGUUCUGGAAGUGUGACGAAGAAGGACACGGUUACGGUGAUCUUUUGGGUGCUCUUUAUUGGCGUGUUGGUUUUUAUCGUUGCUGCGGCUUGUCGGAGUGAUACUCCAGUGGCUAGGGAGCAACGACGACGUCGAUGGGGGUGGGGAGGUGGUGGAGGAGGAGGAGGGGAUGAUGGUUAUUAUCCACCUCCGCCGCCUUACAGUAGUAGUGACUGUUCCUCUGGUCAGAGUCAAGGGUGGAGACCUGGUUUUUGGUCUGGUCUUGGGGCCGGUGGAGCGGCGGGAUAUCAGAUGGGAAGGAACAGUGCUCGUGGGAGCCAGCGAGAUUCUUCUAGGUAUAACGAUCCUGGAGAGGGUAGUUCGCGGCGUUCAGCGACGCCCUCGUUCUCGACGACCACGACUGGGACAGGGUUUGGAUCAACUCGGCGCAGAUAG
This is a messenger RNA of Penicillium manginii, 876 nucleotides long. Its product is annotated as DUF1183 domain protein. Gene Ontology annotation, biological process: regulation of store-operated calcium entry. Bases 1 to 876 code for a protein of 291 amino acids. Gene Ontology annotation, cellular component: endoplasmic reticulum membrane. The record is from RefSeq and is a predicted model, not a curated record. NCBI's taxonomy places the organism in Eukaryota, Fungi, Ascomycota, Eurotiomycetes, Eurotiales, Aspergillaceae. The transcript has a single exon.